Molecule: messenger RNA, 703 nt
Organism: Sipha flava (yellow sugarcane aphid)
Lineage: Eukaryota; Metazoa; Arthropoda; Insecta; Hemiptera; Aphididae
Source: RefSeq, a predicted model, not a curated record
UUACAAUCUCACAUAUCUAAAUAAUCAUGUUGACUUCUACUUACUUAAAGCUAAGGAACCUGAUACUUGUACGUACCAAAAGCAUCAAAGAGAUAUGGCAAUUUUGAUGCUGCCAAAUGAUAUAAUAUCAGAAGUUCAGGCCCUAAAAGUCGGAGGAUUGGAUACAAAUAAAUUGAUAUAUACAAUACGUAUUAAAGUAUUCAGUGUUCUAAAUGAUGAUGGAGCUGUUUCCACUGAAAAUAUGGGUUAUACCCGUCUAUGUUCUGUUAAUAUGUCUAAAAAUCGGAGAUAUUGUGUGGAAACAUUAAAGAACAUGUUUGAUAAAGCCAGAAUACGAAUUAAUUUGAAUUUGCUUGGAGUAUUAGUUUCAGACCUUGAAGAUGACGACUAUGAGGGAAAAUGUAAUUGUAUUGUGGGGUCUUCUGAUAAUCCACUUUUUCCACUGCUAUCUCUUGUAGCGGAAGCUAGUCAAGAAAAUAAGAACGAUGAAAAUCAUUACAAAUGUAAACAUGGAGAUUUCCCGGAUAUUGCCUAAUUUAUAAUGAUAGUUAUUGAUAGAUAAAUUUAUGAUUCUUUAAGUAAAAUAUUAUACUCUAUCCGUUGUUAUAUUUCUGAAAACGUAUAAUGAUACGAUACAAUUUUAAGAACACCAUUACUUUCAUGUAUUAUAAUAUAAAUAAAUAAUAAAUCUAGUAUAAUUUCA